AUGGCUUCGUUGAUGUUCCUUGGAAGGGUGAGGGGUGUACGAUCCAUUUUCUCUUGUAAGGAAACGUUUUUGGCCCCAGUGCGCAUCGCUGCAUCAGGAAGAAGGUGUAUGAGCCAAGAAAAGCCAAUUAGCCGGUUUCCCGUUCCCAUUAGAGAUACAUUACCACAAGAUAUUCAGCAAAGAAUGAGUGAAGUGGAAGAGAAGGUACCACAGAUCGAAUGACUAUGAUGAUGAUACUUAUUAAUUAGCUUAUAUUGCGAAGAUAUCAAUCAAGAAAUUUUCCUUCAAACCCUAAACGAUGACUAGCUCUUAAUUAAAUGACAACUACCUGAUGACGCUAUCAUUAUUCUUUCAACAAUAAUUAGGGUCACCAGGUAAACAAUCGUACUUUAUACAAAUCCUAUUUGAACUCAAUAAUUAAUAAUAAAAAUAAUAAAAUAUCAGCCAGGGAAUGCCUUCUGAAACAAAUAUGUUUUAAGAGUCUUUUGGAAGCUGUUUACAGAGGAUAUAUUUCUAACAAAAAGGGGGUAGUCGGGAAAUUUAGGGGAAGCCAUAUUAAAAAGAUCGACACUUAGCCUAAUAAUCGACCUGCAUGUUGGAAUGCUAAGAAGUCCCAGGGGCGGUGGGGAGGGGUACUCUGGAUUUCAAGUGACGGGGAAGAUCGAAUGGGGGCAAAAACCAAAACCCCAAAAUAUCCGUAAGCCUUCAAACAAAACCCAAGAAAAUCCCUGCACCAAAAAUUAACUCCAAAAAAAUCCCAUGCCGCAUUUCCGAACAUUAAAAAUUUUCAGAAAGCAUUAAGUGAUAUAACACGAAAUUUAAAAACAUUAGAAAUCAAGUGUUUGUGUUUGUUUAUUCAUCAUGCCAUCUAAAGUUAUUAUGAUUAUUCAUGUUGUUUUGAAUGUCCCCCAAAAAUCCCUACUUAAAUCAAGCCACCCAAAAAGAUACUUGCCAAAUCUUCCUACCCAAAAAAAUCCUUUGAUCAUCCCCAUCACUUGAAAUCUGGAGUAGCCAAAAGAUAGCCUGCGAAAGCAUCUGUUUCUCCUUCGCUCUUGGGUGGCGAAGAGCGAAGGAGAAACGGAUGCUUUCGCAGGCUAGCCAAAAGAAAGUUUUUCUCUUGCAGUAAUAAAGCAGGCAAUUUCAAGUGGGCAAGGCAGGCCCAUCUUGUCUUGUUGGAUAGCCAAUCAGAACAUAAAUCAAUAUAGAAAUUGCUUAAUCUUACCCACUAGUAGAAACAGCUAUGUUGUUAGGCUUCCUAGAAGAACUUUAAAACCUGAUGACAUGACAUGACAAACAGCAGUAUUUAGCUGAGAAAGAACUGAGCCCCAAAUCUUAAAUGAUCUGUUCAUUUUUACAUAUUUUCAUUUCCUACCAAAUGAGGAUCAGUAGUGAAUUUUCAACCUCAAUGAAGGACCUGUCCAUGAAAAAAUCAAGCAGUGUCCUCCCCUUGCCCCACCUCCAAUUGUUUUGAUCUGCAAAGCAUUUACAGUGUGACUACAAGAACCGAGGCCACCCAGAAAAAAAAAGAGACAAAAUUUUGAAAUUAGCCAAUCACAAGUCAAGAUCGAAACAAUGAAAUUGCACAUAAUUUCGUACUCAGAGCCAGUUCAAAAUACGUAGCAAACCAUUUUUCUAAAGGAUAUACAAUAACACAAUAUACAUAGGAAUCAUGACGUUUGUGUAAAUCAGGCUGGAAAAUGUUUUGUCAACAUCUGGGUUGGCUGGAAUCAAAGCCAGCAGUAAAGAAAUUUUGAACAAUCUGAACUAGUAAUGGCGAUGACACUCCAAAGAUCUUUUUAUUCGAAGCGGACCUCAUAGGAAACAUGUUUACUUGAGCAAAAUUCAAAGGUCAUGCUUUGUGAUUGGUGGAUUUCGAUCCCAAAUUGUUUCUGUGUUUGGGGCUGUCACCGUGACUAGGUUGCUUCUUGUCACUUGCAAGAAUAAAGCAAUGUCUGCCUUGUUCCCAAGACAAAAAUUUCACUAACCAUGGCAAUUUCCUUCGCUAUUCUUAAGCAGUCUAGAGUCAUUCUCAGUUUUGUUUUCGCCGUCCAAGCUGGGCAGGUGCGUAAACUAUGUAUUGUACCCGACCCCAUACCUUUUCAAGUCACAGGCAUUGCGAUUCACUCCUGGAGCACAGUUUGCGGUGAAAGAGAAUGAGCGGCUGUCGCAGGUUGCUCCAAUUUUUUUUACCACUGGCUUUGCUUUCGGCAAAACCCAUACAUUGUCAACAGUAAAAACAUUUGUCAUCUUGAAAUAUACACAAACAUCAUGAUUCCUUGUUUUUCAUAUCCUUUUACAAAAAUGGUUCGCAACGUAUUUUGAACUGGCCGUCUUAGUACAAUUAUGCAUAAUUUCAUCAUUUAGAUCUCGACUUGUGAUUGGCUGAUUUCAAAAGUUGUCUCAAAAUUUUGUUUGGGUGGCCUUGCUUCGUGUAACUACUGACACAACAUGCCUACUCUCUUUCUUCAAGGGUGGCUUUUUACCGAAUGUCUUCAAAGUACUAGCCCAUCGACCAGAUGAAUUCCGAGCAUUCUUCAUGUACUAUGAUGCCUUGAUGUUAAAAGAAGGUAACCUAACCAAGGCUGAGAAAGAAAUGAUCGUGGUAGCAACAAGUGCUGCUAAUAACUGCACAUAUUGUGUUAUUGCCCAUGGUGCACUAUUGAGGAUCUACGCUAAGAACACCUUGCUGGGUGAUCAGGUAAAUUUCUGUUUAUAUUUCUAUUACAUUUGAAUGAUUAAUAGCCCAUGAACAGGUUCCCAAGGGGGACAGGGCAAAAAAGAAAAUUGGUGAACGAAGCAAGCCAAGUGUGGUGUGGGGGAGAAAAAAUGGUGGGGGAGCCUGUAGACUUUGUGUCGAUGCUGACCAUCCAUGAUACUAGAUUCUGGUAUCAUGAUCUGAUUGGUCAGAUCACUAACUGUUGACAAGUGAGUAAUGAAUAUUGACAAAACACCCAAUGCUUCACUUGCCGAUUUCAUUUUUCGCCCUGCUCCACUUGGGAGCCCGUUCACAGGCUAAUUAAUAAAUAAUGAGAAAGAAACUAUCCCUCCUGCCAAUAAGGCACAUUGACAUCAUUUCCAAAUAAUUUUUUGCUUUUUCAGAUUUAGUGACCCACACAAGCACUCAUGCAUGUGUGGGUCAAAUUAUUAGUUGUGUUUGUCUGCCCCUUUUUCUUUAAGAGGCUUGAGUGACAAGCAGUCUUUUUUUCAUAGUUUGCUUUUGCUGUUCAGUCCUGUAUUUUAGUAAGCUCUCCAUUUUACAUGGCAAGUGAUAGCUCCUCACUUUUGUGGGCCACUCACCCAUGACUUCACAUUAUAUGCCUUAAUGGAGAGCUUGUUCACAGACUAUUCUAUUGUGUUGGUAUUAAUGCACUUGAACUCUAGCUCAAGUUUAAACCAGCAGAUGUGUGUAGCAAAGGUGUUUUUUAUAAUCAGGAAUUGUAAUUCUUUUUUGUAUGCUUCCAAAAGUGCUUUAAAAAGAAUCCUCAACAUGUGAAAAAGUUGUUUUGGUAAUACAGUGAAAGCUAGAAAAUGGACAAUCUUGUACAUGUAGUUAUAACUGAAAUGACCUUGCUAUUCACUUACAAUAUUCCAUUGUUUUUGCCAUUUCCCAAAUUUGUGGCAAUUAAUUUGCUUGUGUUUUUUUAUCCAUUUCUCUUAAAUUGGUUUCCACUGUUUUCUCUAUCAUCAUAGUUUAUUACUUUAAUACUAUUCGGAAUUUAUAAUCAUUUUAGGUUGCAGCAAACUGGCACUAUGCAGAUCUAACAGAAAGAGAGAAAGCCAUCAUCGAGUUUGCCAUGCAGGUGUCCCGAUCGGAAACAGUAAAAGAUGAGCACAUUAAAGCUUUAGAAACGCAUGGCCUGGAUAGUGAAGAUGCCUGGGAUAUUGGUGCCAUUGCUGGACUGUUUGCAUUGUCUAACAGAAUGGCCCAUUUGACCAACAUGCGACCAAAUGAUGAGUUCUAUUUGUUGGGCAGAAUCAAGAAAGAUAAAAAGGAGUGAGGUUCUUAUCUGUUUAGCUUUUAAUAGAGAAUUAACUAAGAAGUGAUAUUUUUUUAAAAAACAAGGCAUAAUGCAAUGAACUUCAAGAGUUCUAGGAAAAGAAACAUUUUAAACCUAUUUUAUAUGACGCUGUUCUGUGGCUGCUUCUUCCAUAAAGUGCAGUUAAACUGACAUAGAAUAAACUGAAGUCUCACUUAAUUUAAUUGACCAGACUAAGGAGGAAAACAAAGUUAUUGAAGACUUUAAAUUGCAGUUUUUACUCCAAGAAAUAACAAGAAAGUUGCGUUAUAUGAAUAACUAAGUCAAAUGAAGCAUUGAAACAAGAAUCACUCGUGUGUGAAAGAAGCAGUGAGCCGUGGCCCGGCAUGCUGCAUGCAAGAAUAUGGCUGUUCCUUACAUGCACUGAAGCCAAAGUUAUGGAGCAUCAAACACGAAGGGGUGAGACCUUGAAAAAUGGGUGCGAGCCUCCUUAAACCCGGACUCAGUUUCAGAGAAGACCGAUUAAAAAUCAGUACCUUAUCAUAGUUUAAUACGGCCUAGGACCAAAAAAUCAGACCUGGCAUACAUUUCGUUAUAAAUUAAAACAUUGUCAAUAUUCUAUGAAGACAAAAAAUUUUGUUUCAGUGAAAGGCAAAGAGAAC
Porites lobata is the source of this 4639-nucleotide messenger RNA. Lineage: Eukaryota; Metazoa; Cnidaria; Anthozoa; Scleractinia; Poritidae. The record is from the annotation of a GenBank genome assembly.